Polistes dominula (European paper wasp) is the source of this 1705-nucleotide messenger RNA. Its product is annotated as cdc42 homolog. Gene Ontology annotation, molecular function: GTPase activity; GTP binding. NCBI's taxonomy places the organism in Eukaryota, Metazoa, Arthropoda, Insecta, Hymenoptera, Vespidae. The record is from RefSeq and is a predicted model, not a curated record. Gene Ontology annotation, biological process: small GTPase-mediated signal transduction.
UUAAACAUUUAAUAAGAAUCUAAUGUUAAAAUAAUAUUAAGAAAUAUUUCUAUAGAAAUUAAAGCCGACUUAAAUAUCAAUCGGUAUAUUUGACAUAAUAACCAAUAUGGCGUCUCCAAAAACAAUGUUCCAUUAAUGAGCAACUUAUAUAUGCAGAAAAGUUCUUCAAACAAAAGUGGAUGAAAUUGUUAACGUGUACUGUUUUUAUUUAUCAUUUAUUCUAUUCAAAUUCUUAUCUAUAUAUUGAAUAUAUAAAUACAUAUUUACAGUUGCAUUUGCAGAGGGGAUAUUAUAUCUCUCAAAUAUUUGCCUCUUAAAACAUAUUCCUAUUACAGUUGAAAAAACUAAUUUUCAAUAGUGUUUAAUCAAGUUUCAAACAUUUUCUAUUAACAAUAGUAAUAUCUAAUGAAUAAUAAAGAAUACUUUAACGUAUAAGUUUGAAAACAAAAAAAAAGAAAAGUGGAGUGUCAUCUAACAGUUAAUGAAAAGUUGCAGAUUAUUUUCAUACGGUGUUGUUUAAAUGAGAAAGAGAGAACAUUGACAUGUUUUUAUAUUGAUAUCAUAUGAAUAAUAGUCUCUUGUGUUCAAAGUUUUAAAUAAUUAAACAGAAAGUGUGUAUGCUACUGUGUCUCAUUUAAGUAGUCAAAUAUAACAAACAAAACAAAACCAAACAAAACAAACAGUGACAAAGAUGCAGACUAUAAAAUGCGUUGUGGUAGGAGACGGAGCUGUUGGUAAAACUUGCUUAUUGAUUUCCUACACUACGAAUAAAUUUCCAUCGGAAUAUGUGCCUACGGUGUUCGAUAAUUAUGCAGUUACAGUCAUGAUUGGUGGUGAACCAUACACUUUAGGAUUAUUUGAUACUGCUGGUCAGGAGGAUUAUGAUCGACUACGACCACUCAGUUAUCCACAAACAGAUGUAUUCCUAGUAUGUUUUUCUGUUGUAUCCCCAUCAUCUUUUGAAAAUGUUAAAGAAAAGUGGGUACCAGAAAUAACUCAUCAUUGUCAAAAAACACCUUUUUUACUUGUUGGCACACAAAUCGAUUUAAGAGAUGACGCAGCGACCAUUGAAAAAUUAGCAAAAAAUAAACAAAAGCCAAUAACAGGUGAACAAGGAGAGAAACUUGCGAAAGAAUUGAAAGCAGUUAAAUAUGUAGAAUGUAGUGCUCUUACGCAGAAAGGUCUAAAGAAUGUUUUUGACGAAGCAAUCUUAGCAGCCUUAGAACCACCAGAACCAGUUAGAAGAAGACGAUGCGUUGUCUUGUAGGACGUGAUUGCCUCCAUAUCGAACGAUUGGCUCAAUAUUGUCGAAGAUUGUGAGUUUUAUCGUACGGUGCAUGCAGAUUAUUUUAUUGAAGCAAUAACCACACACUGAAUAAGACAAAACAAGGCUUAACAAAUAACGUGUUGAAUAUCAAAGAAUGAAUAUAUGCCUAACGUUAAUAUAAAGGCAUUGUUUAUCCUAAAAUGAUAUUUAAAAAAAAAAAAAACAAACAAAAAAAAAAGAGAACUUGGAAAGUCAAGUGAAAUUUUGUAUUGAAAAAAAAAAUCGAUACGGCAAUUACAAACUAUUUGCAUGUUUGCAUUUCUCCUUAAUAAUUAGGGGGUAUUAUACUUUUGUAACUGUAUAAAAUGUCGAUCGCAACACGCAGAUGUGGAUAACCAUACUUUUGUACAUAUAAAUUACAUAAACUUAUUUAUCUUA